CGGCAAACAAACAAACACAAAAUAGUUAUUAUUAUUGAUAAAUAAAGUAUAUACAAGGAUUAUCUAUCAAUUAAAAGUGAGUCCUACUAUCUCACAUGUGAACCAUGUGGGACUCGUCAAUGUUUCUAAGCACUUUGACUCCAAAAUUUUAUGUGGCUUUGACGGGGACAUCAUCACUGAUAUCCGGAUUAAUAUUGAUUUUUGAAUGGUGGUAUUUUAGAAAAUAUGGCACCUCAUUUAUUGAACAAGUCUCCUUAAAUCACAUAAGCCCCUGGAUAGGAGGAGGCGAAACUAAUAAUGAACAGAGUAAUGGAAGUAGUACUAGUAAUGGGUCUAGUUCUAAUAAUACUCAAAGCAUACCAGAGUGUAAGGUUUGGCGCAAUCCGUUGAAUUUACUACGGGGUGCUGAAUACCAACGUUUUUUCUGGGCAACAAACAAAGAACCUUUAACCUACUAUGACAUGAAUUUAUCAGCACAAGACCAUCAAACAUUCUUCACAUGCGAAGGGGAUGUGGGUAAAGCUGAGUACGAAGUCAUGCAAACAGCAUGGAGAGAAAGGAACCCUGUAGUUAGAAUAAAAUCAGCACACAGUGCUCUAGACUUGAGCCCUGAUUGUGCGACAGCCUACAUUUUGUUAGCUGAAGAAGAAUGCACGACAGUGGCUGAGGCAGAACGUGUGCUGAAGCAAGCCUUGAAAGUUGCCGAAGGCAAUUACAGAAAGUCUCAAAAUAUGCAACAUCAGGGUCUAUUAAUGGAGUCCAUACACCGGCGUGACACAAAUGUUUUGAUUUACAUCAAACGUCGCUUGGCAAUGUGUGCCAGAAAAUUGGGAAAACUAAAGGAGGCCGUUAAAAUGUUCAGAGACCUCACCAAAGAAGUGCCUCCAAUAAUGAACGUGCUCAACAUACAUGAGAAUUUAAUAGAGGUGCUCUUAGAAAUGCAGGCCUAUGCAGACGCGCAAGCGGUCUUGGCAAAAUUUGAUGAUAUCAGUUUACCAAAGUCUGCCACAAUUUGCUACACGGCAGCAUUAUUAAAAGCCAGACAGGUUGCAGAUAAAUUUUCACCUGAUGUAGCAAGUAAAAGGGGCCUGACAACGGCAGAGAUGUCAGCUGUUGAAGCCAUACACAGGGCUGUUGAGUUUAACCCCCAUGUGCCCAAAUAUUUAUUAGAAAUGAAACCGUUGAUAUUACCUCCUGAGCACAUUUUGAAACGUGGUGAUUCAGAAGCCCUGGCAUACGCCUUUUCGCACUUAGCACAUUGGAAAGCGAGCGAGGGUGCUCUCAGGUUACUUCACUGCACAUGGGAAGGUGCUUUCAGGGCUCUACCAUAUCCUCUAGAACGGGGCCACUUGUUCUACCCGUAUCCAGCAUGCACAGAAUGUGCAGACCGGGAACUCCUACCUGCUUUUCAUGAGGUGUCAGUGUACCCCAAAAAGGAGUUACCUUUCUUCAUCAUGUUCACAGCCGGUCUGUGCUCCUUCACAGCAUUAUUGGCCCUUCUCACACAUCAAUAUCCUGAAUCGAUGGGUAUGUUUGCAAAGUCUGUACUCGGUUGGUUGUCUUUGCCAUUUGGAUUUCUCCUGGACAAAUUGGAAAUGGUCUUGCCGAGCAACCUGCUGCAACAGCUAUCACGGAUAUAGCCAAAGAGACGAGUGUGUGAAAUGGAAAAUAAAUUAUUUCAACGAUAAAUAAUAAUAAAACUAUGUGUUUGUGCAUUAUUGUGAAAUGGAUUUUAUUAGUUUAGUUUCAGUAGAAAUAGCAUUGUUUAAUUUGUGAUCAUCACAUUAAUGAAACUUUUUAAGUAAAGUUUUAU
Messenger RNA from Ctenocephalides felis (cat flea), 1813 nucleotides. RefSeq names its product protein ST7 homolog. Gene Ontology annotation, molecular function: protein binding. The coding region runs from base 105 to 1640 and encodes 511 amino acids. NCBI's taxonomy places the organism in Eukaryota, Metazoa, Arthropoda, Insecta, Siphonaptera, Pulicidae. The transcript is spliced from 8 exons. The record is from RefSeq and is a predicted model, not a curated record.